AUGCUAGACAAAGAGAGAAAGUAAGCUCAGUUUCCGUAAUUGGAGAUGUCACACCUCUUGUAUGGAGAUAAGGAAGGUUUCGACAAUUUUAUAGAAAGAUAAACCUUCUUUGACAAUCAUCCAUUGUUCAAAGUAGAUCAGAAUUUUUUCAACAAAUCCAGACAAGAUUAAGUUCUUAUCUCAUUUAUUAAAGAUCCUUAUAAAUGCCCAAAAAACUAUUGAAGCUGCUAAAAAUCUGGAUCUGGCAAAUAAGAAAUACUACACUCCGAAUGUAUUAUGUCCUUAAGGGAACUUUAUAUCUACAGUUCAUUUUGCCAUGGUUAUUCCUGCCUUCUAGGUUCUGGCAUCCGAUGAUCAAAUAAAAAGAUGGAUGCCAUCAUUGAAAGAUUUCAAUGCAUUCGGAUGUUAUGCAUAAUCUGAAUUAGGACAUGGUUCUGACGUUUAAAAUAUACUGACUGUAGCUACUUUAGAUAAAACAACAUCUGAAUUUAUAAUACAUACUCCGAAUGUUGAGGCUACCAAAUGUACUUAUAAAUUUAUAAUUUUAGUUUGGCCUGGAGAAUUAGGAUUAUAUUGUGAAUUCGCAUUGGUAUUUGCCCAAUUGAUAGUAGAUGGAAAGAACCACGGAGUUCAUCCAUUCUGGGUAAGAAUAAGAGAUAAGGAUACUCAUAGACCAAUGGAAGGUGUUUAACUUGGAGACAUAGGACCUAAGAUGGGAUAUGCUGUUAAGGAUAAUGGUUAUUUGUCUUUUGACCAUUUUCGAGCACCUCUAGAUAGUUUACUGAAUAGAUACAUUAAAGUAAGUUCUGAUGGAAAAGUUGAAAGACAAGGUAAUCCAAAAGUUGGAUAUGCCAGCAUGUUGUACAUGAGAAAUAUACUUUGUGAUCAAUAUACUAAGUUUGCAGGUAAAGCUUUAACUAUAGCUGUUCGAUAUUCUCUAUAUCGAAGAUAAUUUAAAGAUGAUAAUAAAUAAGAGAUUUUAAUAUUAGAUUAUCAAUGUUAAUAAUAAAAGUUGUUCCCCUUACUGGCUGAAUUCUAUGCUUGUAUCUUUGGAAGUAUCAAAAUCAAAGAAAUAGUCAAUGAAAAUUUCAAUAGAAUCACCUAAUAUAAUGACUUUAGUACGCUUAAUUUGACUCAUUCAAUUUUGAGUGCAGCAAAGUCAAAUUAUACUUACUUUGUAGCCAAUUGUGCUGAAUGGUGCAGAUUGAGUUGUGGUGGUCAUGGUUUUGCUCAUUAUUCAGGAUUGCCCACUAUAUUCUUUGAGAUGUCUCCGAAUGUAUGCAAAAUGAUCAUAUAUUAUAGAUUGUGUUGGAAGGCGAAAAUACUAUAUUAAAUUUAUAAUUAGCUAGAUAUCUUCUUAAACAAUUAUAAAAUACAGUGUCCAAACCAGAGUCUGUCCCCUCCUAUUUUUAAUUCUUGUCAUCUGAUACAGUGAAAAUCUAGGAUGUCACUACUAUUGAAAGUCUAGCCGCUCUUUUGGGUUGCAAUUGCUCCAUCUUAACUAAGUAUGCUGCCUCUAAAUUCAUGGCCCAUUCUGAUUUGUAAGAUAGUUGGGACACAAAAAGUGGCAUCGCUUUAGCCAAGGCUGCAUCAACAUUCAUUCCUUACUUCAAUAUGAUAUGUUUUAUUGACACUAUUCAAAAUAAGGCUAAAGACACCAAAGAAAUACUAACAGUACUCGCUUAAGUGUAUGGCAUCACAAUGCUGCUCAAUAAUUCUCAAGGAUUAUUACUCAGUAAAUUAUCAUAUCUAUCAUUAUUAGAAAAUCAAAUAAGCAGUGAACAAAUUCGAUUAUUGCAAGAUACCAGGGAAUAAUUAUAUCCAAUCAUAAGAAGAAAUGCCUUAUGUUUGGUAGAGGCUCAAGGGUUAUCUGAAAAUACAUUACAAAGCUUGAUUGCUCCCAAGGAUGGAAAUGUCUAUGAAAAUAUGUACAAUUAUGCAUCACAAGACAAUUCUUUAAAUAAAUAGAAGGUACAUGAAGGAAUUACAUACAUUAAAAAAAUGAAGGAAGUAAAUGCUAAAUUAUGA
Messenger RNA from Paramecium octaurelia, 2028 nucleotides. NCBI's taxonomy places the organism in Eukaryota, Ciliophora, Oligohymenophorea, Peniculida, Parameciidae. The record is from the annotation of a GenBank genome assembly.